AUGUCCUCCAUCAAGACCACCACACACGACACCUCCUCGGCAGGUUUCCACAUGGCCGACUUCUCGUCCUUCUUAUCACAGCUCACAGACGCCGUAUCUGCGGCAUGGCCGGACCGGUUCGCGACGCGUUACAGGAAGGUCAAAGUCCUGCUCAUGAGCUGGGAUAAAGACGAUCUUGGCCUUGAGACAGAAGUCAGGAACUUGGAAUCGGUAUUCAGGGGCUUGUACCAUUACGAUACCGAGUACUGGAAAAUUCCAUCAAGACGGUCGGCCGUUGAAGUAUCCCGAAAGGUUGCCGAUUUGGUGGAUGCCCACGGCCAGGAAGGGAACCUCCUCAUUUUGUACUAUGGUGGCCAUGCCCGCCCAAGUGAGCAACCCGGCGGCAGUCCCGUGUGGGCAGCCAAUCGGAGCCGGGAUUCCCCUACUGUACAGUCAUCCAUACUGCACUCGUUCCUCGGGGAGAUCGACUGUGAUGUCCUGCUCUUACAAGACUGUCUCUAUACCCAUGAGAACAGGGACACUUUCAUCGGGAACGGGGUAGUGGAAACUCUGGCAGCAGGCGGCUUCGACUCGACCCAAGCUGACGGGGACCACGAUUCCUUUACCGCCUCCCUUGUUCAGGAGCUCGCGCACGCCGCCCACACCACCGACUGGCUCUCUAUGGUGGAGCUGCAUAGAAGGCUCAUCAACCGACUGCAAAUCUGGACACCAGAGAUCUCCUUUACCGACGACGCCUACUCCAUCGUCCAGGUGGAUCGCCGCACAGGACAACCGAUGUUUGAACGACCACGCCGGCGAACCCCCGUCCACUCCUUCCUGUCAAGGAAGCCUAAGACGAUCGUCCUCACCCCUCUGCCUCCACAAGCUCAAACACAAUCCGAAGAGUCUCUGAUCCAGCUGAACCCGCCGACAACUCAGCCCAACAAUAACAUCCCGGAAGGACCCGGGAUCCUGGUGACUUGCCGGCUCCGCGAUCAGCACAUCGACGCCGAGAAGUGGAGACAAUGGCUGCUCAACGCGCCGGAGGGGGCCAAGAACAUUCAGAUAUCUGCAGUGUUUCCCAGCUUUGGGACAGUGUUGAUGCUCGAGCUACCGCUGGCUGUCUGGGAUCUCCUGCCGUCGUCUCCUGCUAUCUCAUUCAUCGCGUACACCACUGGCGGCAACCACAUCUCCGAGUUCCGGCGUGCUUUGCUGGGGUCGGACGUCGACGAACUCGAGGACACAUUUGCGGAGGAUUCAACCGACGAUGAGACCGAAUCCGAAGCCGGGAGGAGCCUCAGAAAAGCCAGCCGCAAGAGUAAACGAUCUGUCCAAGAUGCCAGAGAGACUUACAUCGCUCCGUCGCUUUGGCCAAGGUCGUUCGAGAACAACCGUACGGGGAACGAUGCGACCGAGAACAUGCCGUACUGCCUGACCUUGGCUGAGAUGCAGGGAGAUGACAAGACCAGCAAAGCCGCGAGGAUCGUUCGGGCCUUUGUGCAAGACGCGGACAGCCCGUCCAUCCGGUACAUGUACGACGAAAUCCGGGACUUCUGCGCCCCGGCGAGUUUUGAAGCACUUUCUAGUGGCCAGGAGGUUGCCCCUGAAGUGGUUGCUAUUCUCGACGAGCCGUCACCAAUCGGUCCACACUCUCAGAUGAAUGGCAUGCAGUUUCUUAGCCAUGGUCAACUCUAUGAAGCUUUAACCGCAAGGGCUGUUCCUCAAUUAAUCGACACCGAGUCGAAGGACGACCUCUUGUCUCCCAAGAAGCGCCUCGUCUACGUCACCAACCUUGACCCUGCCAGCACGCUGGCCCUUGCCUCAACAGUUUCCGAGAGACAAGCCCUGCCCCUCAGAGAUUUUGUGUACAAACAUUUGGACUUCCAGUCUGGGAUGGAUGUGAAGCUUCAUCCCGGAAAUCAGAGCUUCCACCUCUCCUUCCACCUGCCGUUCCUCGCAUGGAGGCAGGGUGGAAAACCCUCCCUCGACACCCGAUUCGGCGGGAAUAACGGGCCGCUGAGGGACUCUAAAGACGUGGGCUUCCUAAACCAGUCGCGCGGUACCCAGGCAUACGUCCACGAGGCACAGAUUUCGUGCAUGAUUGUAGGCGUUGACAACACCCAUUGGACCGCGUACGGCUUCUUCGACACGUACCACGAUGGCGGCGAGAGCAGAUACGACGUCCGGUCCUACCAGUCGACGCAAGGAGGGGCUGUCAUGGAUCCGUUGACCUGCGGCCGCCGCAUGGCCGAGAGCUCUGCCUCAGACGCAAGGGGGUAUUUCAUGCAGGCGAUGGAGUCUUGCGUGCUAGAGGUGAAGGAGGAAUGGGAGAACGCUGUACGACAGGUUCUGAAGGCUCUGAAGACACAGGUCCUGAACGGCAACAGCCGCCGGGCGCAACGGAUCUCCGACCAAGCGGUGCAGACGCUCGAGCAGCUCACACAAGGCUUGGCUGGGACAAUCUCGUCCUGGGAGCGGUUCAAGCAGACCGACCUCCCGUACUUUGAUCUAGACAACAUGCCCGCGGAAGCGCCAUCCCCCAUCCACAACAUCGAAACCGCCAUCCACGACCUACGCACCCUCCAGUCCUCCCUCCUCCACCAAACCGCCACUCUCCAGUCCGUCACCGCCCGCGUUAGUACCCCCUGCCCCUAUUCCCACCCCCCAUACCCUGCCCCCACCAACUCCCCAUCACUAACCACCCCAACCAACAGCAAACCGCCCUCACAACCCACAGCACCACCCAAACCAGCAACGCCCUCCUCACCAUCGCAGUCUCCUUCCUCCCCUUCACCCUCACCGCCCUCCUCCUGCACCCGAUCACCCACGCCAGACACUCCACUUCCGAAUCAGCAGUAG
This is a messenger RNA of Chaetomium fimeti, 2838 nucleotides long. RefSeq lists its product as uncharacterized. Bases 1 to 2838 code for a protein of 945 amino acids. NCBI's taxonomy places the organism in Eukaryota, Fungi, Ascomycota, Sordariomycetes, Sordariales, Chaetomiaceae. The transcript has 6 exons. The record is from RefSeq and is a predicted model, not a curated record.